AUGGAGGCGUACACGUUCGCUCGCUCUUUGGACCAUGAUCCCAUCUCAGAGCCAUCAAAAGCAUGGGUAUGCUUUGUACUGAUCAAAAGUUCGCGACACCAUUUUUACAAUGAUUUUAACUUGAAAAGCAUGCUCGAGUCGGAUCAACAGUACGAGAUUUGGUCCUUUUUGAAGUCCAUGGUCAACGGCAAUAAAAUCAAAGCAGUAGGCAAACAAGGCUCGAGAACAGCGAAUGGCGACUAA
Zychaea mexicana is the source of this 243-nucleotide messenger RNA. RefSeq lists its product as uncharacterized. NCBI's taxonomy places the organism in Eukaryota, Fungi, Mucoromycota, Mucoromycetes, Mucorales, Lichtheimiaceae. The coding region runs from base 1 to 243 and encodes 80 amino acids. The record is from RefSeq and is a predicted model, not a curated record. The transcript has 2 exons.